Doryrhamphus excisus (bluestripe pipefish) is the source of this 5245-nucleotide messenger RNA. The record is from RefSeq and is a predicted model, not a curated record. NCBI's taxonomy places the organism in Eukaryota, Metazoa, Chordata, Actinopteri, Syngnathiformes, Syngnathidae.
GUCUACAGGUCACUUUAUUGCUGUAAUAGCGGGCGUGAGGACAGGCGGUGGCGCUGUGCACAGUAGUAGUAGUAGUCGUCUGCUCUCUGCGGAGGCUUUGUUACAAUCGUAGGAAGACAAGCAGACGUGGAAAUAAAAUCAAGUGUAAGGCGUGAAGCAGCACUGAAGGGAUAUGCUAAUAACGCUAACAAGUAUGGCUUUAAUACAUACAGCUUUGUUAUGAUAAAUACACUUUUGGACCUGCUCGGCAAACACAAGGAAUAUAUACACUCACUGGACACUUCAUUAGGUACACCAGUCCAGAUUUUUCACUUUCCUCCAUUUGAGUCACUAUUUUGUCAUUUGUGGUACACUUUGUCCAUUCUUUGAUGCCAUGCACCAAACAGGAAGUGGCCAUCAAACAAAAAAUGCAUUAGGGGAAACUGGGAAACUAGUUGCCGUUUAACACGAGCUGCGGUUGUCAGGACUGUGUCGAUUCACUCGUACUAGCUUAGCGCUGUCGGCCAUGUUGGGAUGGAAUGCAUUGGAUGUUGUUAUCUUGUGUACCUAACGCAGAGUCCAGUGAGUCAUGUGGAAAAACAACACGAGGGCGCCAAAAGUGAGAAGGGAUGUGUGACGCAACACUUUGGUCCAGGACGCUCCACCGUGCUAACCUCACGACUGCAGCAGAGGGCCUCCUCAAACUAUGUGGUGCAUGGAGGAGAGCCAGGAGCAAACAUACAAACAGAAGUGUGAGAGGACGCCGGUUCACGCGUCCGAGCCUGCCUGCCUGCGCUUGGAGGGCGGGACGAGGCGACUGGGCAACUCGGGGGGCAGGCCGUGACCCUCCAGUUUGACCUCGAUCAGGUGGCUGGCCAAGGCGAACUCCUCCUCGUCCAGCAUGCCGUCUCGGUCCACAUCCGAAAGCUUCCAGAUGCGACCCAGCACGGAGUUGGGUAGGCGGGAGCUGACCAUCCAGUUCUUGGCCUUGGUGCCGCUCAGCUUGCCCUCAUUGGGGGCCAGGUUGUAGAAGAUCUCGUCGUACUUGGGCUUGUCUUUGGUCACCACCCACAUCUCCUCCUCCUCGGCGCACUCUCCCUCCUCCUCGCCGAAGGGGUCACCUUCGCCAAAGGGGCCGGCUCGCGUGCCCAGGAAAGCCCCGCCCUGCACGCCGGGCUGUUCGCCCGCCUCCAGCUCCUCCUGGCGCAGGAGGGGCAUCAGCUUGGCGAUGUCCACUGACAGCAGCUCGUCCAGGGCCGCCAUCAGGUUGGGCUUGAGGGUUUUGAACUUGGUGAAGUCGUGUACCAUCAGUUGUUCCUGAAGAAGGACAUCCACCACAAUCACAGACAUGUAGGAUGUUUCAAUGUCCUUUAUGUACGGACUGACUGACUAUACAUUCUGUUCAUCCAUCAGACAAUCUAACAUGUAUCUAUCGUCUCUCUGUCUGUCUGGCCAUUCAACCAUCCGUCCAUCAGGCCAUCCAACCAUCCGUCCAUCAGGCCAUCCAACUAUCUGUCCAUCCAACUAUCCGUCCAUCAGGCCAUCCAACUAUCUGUCCAUCCAUCAGGCCAUCCAACUAUCCGUCCAUCAGGCCAUCCAACUAUCUGUCCAUCCAUCAGGCCAUCCAACUAUCCGUCCAUCAGGCCAUCCAACUAUCUGUCCAUCCAUCAGGCCAUCCAACUAUCUGUCCAUCCAUCAGGCCAUCCAACUAUCUGUCCAUCCAACUAUCCGUCCAUCAGGCCAUCCAACUAUCUGUCCAUCCAACUAUCCGUCCAUCAGGCCAUCCAACUAUCCGUCCAUCAGGCCAUCCAACUAUCUGUCCAUCCAACUAUCCAUCCAUCAGGCCAUUCAACUAUCCGUCCAUCAGGCCAUCCAACUAUCUGUCCAUCCAACCAUCCAUCAGGCCAUCCAGCCAUCUGUCCAUCCAACUAUCUGUCCAUCAGGCCAUCCAACUAUCUGUCCAUCAGGCCAGCCAACUAUCUGUCCAUCAGGCCAUCCAACUAUCUGUCCAUCAGGCCAUCCAACUAUCUGUCCAUCAGGCCAUCCAACUAUCUAUCCAUCAGGCCAUCCAACUAUCUGUCCAUCCAACUAUCCAUCCAUCUGUCCAUCCAACUGUCCAUCCAUAUAUCCAUCCAACUAUCCGUCCAUCAGGCCAUCCAACCAUACGUCCAUCAGGCCAUCCAACUAUCCGUCUGUCCAAAACCAUUUAUCCAUCCGUUACUUCGUCCAACUAUCAUCCAUCCUGUCCAGCUGUCCAUCCCUCUAUCAGUGCAGAUGUCAUCCAUCUGUUGAUCCAACUACCUGUCCACCUGUCCUUGUAUCCAUCCAUCUGUCCGCCCUUCCACUCAUCUGCCCAAUUAUCCAUCUAUCCAGUCAUUCACCUGUCCAUCUCUGCCACCAUCCAUUCAUCCAUCCAAUUAUCCAUCCAUGUGUCAAUCUGUCCAAUUCACCAUCCAUUUGGGUCCGUUUGUUCAUCCAGCCAUCCAUCCAUCCAUCUAUCUAUACAGACAUCUCUUCCUCAUUCAUUCAUUUAUCCGUCGAUCCAUUCAUGCUACUAUCCAUCCUUACAUUUUCCUGUCCAAUCCAUCCAUCCAUCUAACACUGUAUGUAUGCAUCCAUUCUUCCGUUUAUUCAUCCGUCCAUCCAUAUUUGUCCGUGUGCAUCCACUCAUCCUACCUGCAUCUUGGCACAGUCAGGGAAGUCACCAGCGGAGAUGUUGUGCUGCAGUUGUAUCUUGGAGAAGAUGACGGGCAGCUGGUAGAUGAGGUUCUUCUUCUUGUUGUCCUUCCUGAAGACAGAGGGCAUCUCCUGCUUCAGGUAGCUGAUGAUGUGAGCGUGCACCUGAAGACACAGAGAAUUCCUGGGUGAAGCUAUUCAUCAUCAGUUAGGGUUCAGAGAAGUCUCCUUAUCCCGGCGUUCCUCCCACGUAUUCCUCCCACAUACUUGGAGUAAGCUCCAAAAACAAACACCCACCCGGACCAGGCGCGCUCUCUUCACCAGGUCGUUGAGCUUGCGCAGAGCCGCGUUUCUCGGAAGGUUCUGGAUAUCAGCGAACAGAUCCUCCUCCUCCAGCUCGAACAGCUUGCGAUUGUCGGACACCAUGAGCGGCUCGGACCAGAAGGACCCGAUGUAGACCCUCAGGACCUCCGGGGUGCCGAACACUUUGCCCAGGGACCACAUGAGGGCGCCGUAGACUCUCAUGAGCUGCUGGGUGCCCACCAUGUCGGCCUUGUUGAGGACCACCCGCAGCUUGUCCUCGUUGCCCUUCAGUGCCCCGAUGGCCUCCGAGAACUCGUCGGAGAUCUCCAGCUUGUGGGCGUCAAAGAGCAAGAUGAUGCGAUCCACUCGCUCCGCGAACCAACGCAACACGGCCGGGAAGUCGUAGCCUGGCAGGGGGCAGAGGAUCCCGGGGGUGUCAAUGAUGCUGAUGCUCUCCAGCACCUGAUUGGACAUCUGGGCACACUGGAACCUGCCCCAGCAAACACAAACAUGGAUGCUAAUCAACUUCGACUGGAAUGGAAACGCGGCCCCCGCCCCAGCAGAGGCGGCCCAUUGUGUCCCGGCUCUCAUUGCGCUACGCUUCCUGAAGGAAAAUGACGACCGGUGCCAGAAUCAAACAAUACGGCGGCUAAUGAUGUGUGCCUUCCAACAACAAGACCUCUUCCUGUGGACCGCCAACUUAACGAGCCCAACGCUUCCCUGGGCAGGAAGUCAAAGACAAACACUCCUGCCGAGGGAGCGAGGGAGUCCCAACAUCGGGGUUUUCUUGGACCGCGCCUUGUGGGAGCUAGCUAGCUAACGCGUGCCGUAUUGACAUCAGUGGAAAAACAUGCUGGUGGCGUGCACAGGACGUCCAUUGUGAGUUCUUGCCUUGACACCCCCCCCCCCCCCCCCGAUACCACCCUCCACUCCUCCCCAAAUAAGGCCAACAUUUGGCACCCAGAGUCCAAAUUCCACAAAAAACUCACCUGUUGAGGAAGGUGUUUCCGAAAGGGUUGAGCUUACGGAAGGGCUUGUUGGGGUCCACGAUGAGGGCGUUCCCGGGGAUGACGCUCUCCACCUCGCCGUGCAUGAUGGCGGUGAAGCAGUCGGUGGUGGGCUCGGGUCCCACCCUGCUCCCCGGGAUCUCCUGCUCCAGGAGGUACCUGUCAGUCACACACAGGACUUACAUUCCGCACCGGUAAGCGACCCGUGUGGCGUCGGGCGUGGGCGGGACUCACUUGAUGAAGGUGGUCUUCCCGGUGGAGUACUGGCCCACCACCAGCACCAUGGGCUUGUUGUCAAAGUCGGCGUCCUCCAGGCUGAGCGAGUGGAAGUCGUGGAAGCCGUAGUACUGCUCCAGGGGGAGCAGCUUCUUGCGGUACAGCGACUUGAGGCCUUCGGUGACGGUGCGGAUGACCUCCGGCGCCUUCUUCACGUUCUUUCGCCCCCAGCGUGACAUGUCGGUGCUGAAGAUGCCUUUCCUGCUUCUCGUGCUUCCUGUUUGUCCUCUGUCGUCCUUUCAAGUCUCCUAGCGCUGAAAAGGUGGACACGAGAAGGUCAGAAGACAAUCACUCACUCCUGCAGGCAGCUGCAGAUGUGGAAUCUGGAGGGAAGUUCCUGAGCCCUCCAGGAGGCUGCCUAGCGUUGUCAGUGCAUGCCUGGAAAAAGCUGCUGGAAAAUUCUCAAACCAAACCCUGCGUGCGAGCGGGGCAGCAGUUUGGGACGGGAGUGUGAAGUGAGUAAGACAUUCCUUUCAUCCCCUCAGUGGAACAACCUCUGACUGCAUUGUUCACGGCAGGAAAAGCGGCCCAAAAGACUUCAAGUUCACACAAAAAAAACAGCAAAGCUUCCAUUUUCUCAUCAUUUUCAGCAGGGGGGGGCGGGUGGGAAGAAACGUCACAAGACCCGUGUGGGGAGCGUCAAAAUGGUGAAACUAAACGCCCAUGAAAAAACCAUCGAAGUUUUAAGAGUAGCUGGGUGCGCCAUAUUUUCCUACUGUACACAAAUGCAACAUUUUACAUUAGCAAAACUAGCAGACGCUAAAAAGUGAAAAGAAGAAGAGGUUUUACCACAGCAGACGUCGGCCUCUCGGAAAAUCUUUACACAAGAUGAGAAGAAGGAGCUGCUGUUACUUGUACGAGUGUACCUGCGUCAGCCUAUGGGAGCCCUCGGUCAGAUGAGUGUGGGGUGGGGGGGGGCAAGUUGAGGGGGCGGGGGUCGUUCCUUCUUCCUCUGAAGCUGAUGUGGUUCACGUCUCUGCUCGCUGCAAAGACCACUCUCCUCC